Mycosarcoma maydis (corn smut) is the source of this 2124-nucleotide messenger RNA. RefSeq lists its product as uncharacterized. The transcript has a single exon. Lineage: Eukaryota; Fungi; Basidiomycota; Ustilaginomycetes; Ustilaginales. Bases 1 to 2124 code for a protein of 707 amino acids. The record is from RefSeq and is a predicted model, not a curated record.
AUGCACUUCACCCAGGCUCUCACCGUUGCUCUUUCGCUCUCGGCUGCUGCCGUAAAUGCGGCCCCUGUUCGCGCUGGCUCAGGAGGCUCGUCCAAGGCCAUGCUCCGCUCAGUGCACGAGAGUCAAAUUGCUGCUCGCAGCAUCAACAAUGCUGUCAGCUCGCAACCUCUUCAGACUCGUGGUCUUGACUCAGUUACCCAUCUUCGCCGCGCUAUUGAUGUGCACUUUGGUCAUCUCGACCCUGAGGCGCGCGACCUAGCUAUGGUCACCGAGCUUCACCGACGAGGCCUCCUCGACCAGCUCAUCGCGGCUCUCCGCGAUCUUAUCAUUACCCUUCUGGGCCAGGGUGGUGGUAUGACGCGUCGACAGGCUAGCACCGAUCAGCUCGAGCAAGCAAUCCAUCAGGUCACCUGCAUUCUUGAUGCGCUCUUUGGCAACACCGACGAUUCGUGCUCGGAUGUCUUUGGUAGUGCUACCAACGCUACCAACGCUACCGGUGCAGUCGCAGGUAAGGGCAGGUCGCCCUUGGAGAACAAGCUUGCUGCUUUCGGAGCUCAGCUUCGAAAUUCUUCCAGUAUUACCCAGGUGGUGGACCAGCUUAUGACUCACAACGCCACUGCUCCUGCCAAGGCCAAGGGCGACAAGAAAGCCGACAAGAAGGCAGCCAAGAAUGCUAAUGCCACUUCGGUUGCCACAGCCGAAAAGCGCUCCUAUGAGCUGCUAGAGGCUCGCCAGAACUCUGGUGUUCAAGGUCUUCUUGUCGCACUUCGCGAUGUGGUCGACACGAUCCUCAACACCUUGCUCCCCAUGGCUUCGCGUGGCAAUGAAGACGCGGCCAGUUCGACCUCUUCCGGUCGAUGGCCUGCUCAAGACUGCCCUCCGCCCACCCCGAAUGACGGCAUGUACAGACCAGGAUGCCCAGGUUACGGGCGACGUGACCUGGCCGUGCGCAGGAGCAUGGACGCGCUCGGCGAGCGUGAUGCCAACAUCCUCACAAUGGUCAUGCCCAUGAUCGAGAUGUUACUCAAGCAGCUACCGCAGCUCAUUCAAUCGUUGGCAUCGUCACCGACUUCUUCUGCGGCCAAUACUGCUGCCACUGCCACUUCGGCUACUGGCGCCGCCAAGAAUGCCUCGCCCACCGCGAUGGUUGACGAUGCCUUUUCUCAGAUCAUGUCUGCCCUCGGCUACAGCGAUGAGGCUAGCAACAGCUCUUCCUCAAGCAACAAGGUGUCCGCCUCUGCCACAGGAGCUGCUGCCAAGGUCUCAGCCACGGGGGUUUCAUCCCCCAACGGUGCGACUUCGGCUGCGCGAAGUGCUGCCAACCUUAGCCAGAACUUUGCGCGCGACCUGCUCGAUGCUGAUGGUAUGAACCUCGUCAAACGCCAAGUGCCCGCCACUGCGGGCACCAAUGAUGGUACCAUUGGCAGCGAUAAUUGCGAUGCAAGCGGCAACUCGGGUGGAAUCAACGUAAGCUUGCUCAACAACCUUCUUAACGGUUUGCUGAGCGGCUUUUCGCGACGCAGCGAAGAAUACGUUCCUGUCGAAUUCUUCAAGAGACAGACCACCGGCACGGACGAUGACAGCAACGCCAUCGGUAGCGGAAACUGCAGCGCCAGUAACAAUUCGGGAGGCAUCAACUUGAGCCUGCUCGACAAUCUGUUGAAUGGUCUGCUUUCGAGCUUCGGCCGACGAGACAUCGGGGUUGAGAACACCCCUCUGGAGGCUCGUGCCGACUUUGCGCCUGUGUGGGCGCAGAUCAAGCAGCUCGGUAACGAGCAUUUCCACGCAGCUCGUGAUGUGAGCCACGAUAACUCGAUUUCGGCGGCUGCUACCGAGCGCAGUGCUGACAAUGACGACGCUCCCAACUUCACCCCCGUCUGGGAAGCGCUUCGUGACCUCAUCGACAGCGGAUACGAACAGGCUGACAAGUCUGCCGGGGCUCAGCGUCGUGACGCUGCGCCUCUCAAGCUCGACUACAAGCCUCUGAUGAAGGCCGGCAUCCAAUAUGGAAAGCAGGUGUUCAAGUCGUUUACUCACCAUGCUAAGCGCUCCACCGACUACAAGCCUUUCGUCGACGCCGCCAGCAACUUUGCCAUCACCGCCAUCAAAGAAAUGUUCCACUAG